UUUCUAGCGUUUUUGUAUAAAAAGGAUUAGACAACGAAACUUUUUUUUUUUUUUUAUUCUUUCCAUAUUUACAAUUUUAAUCAUAACAAUGUCAAACUACUAUCUUUCCCUCGGUAUCACUGCUGAAGAACUUGAUACCCUUAAAGAAGCCUUUAAUCUUUACGAUAUAAGAAACCAAGGAUAUAUUACUAUCGGGCAAUUCUCGCAUAUCAUCUCAAGUCUCGGUAUAGAUUGUGAUCCUAAACAAGUUGCGAAGAUGGCUGACAUGAAUAAUGACAAUCAAAUCGAUUUUAAUGAAUUUGUAUUGACCAUGUUUCGUUAUUUACCCCCUCAUGAACCGGCUCCAGUCUGUUUCAAAAACGAUCACAUCUAUACUGACAAGGACAUAGCAACCGAUGAAGAAAUCAUGCAAUGGUUCCAAUUUUUUGAUAAAGAUCACGAUGGACGUAUCAGUCAAAACGAGCUUGAACAAGUUAUGAUCAUGUUUAACAGCCGUCUCAGCAAAAAAGAAAUUAAAGAAAUGAUGUUUACUGCCGACAUUAACAGAGAUGGUUUUAUUGACUAUGAUGAAUUUAAGCAAUUAUUACCUCCAUUAUAAUAGAAAUUAAUAUAUAAUACCCCCCCUUCUUGUACAUAUCCAUAUUUAAAUAAACACCCUAAUUUGAUCGACUACUGUUAA
Molecule: messenger RNA, 679 nt
Organism: Mucor mucedo
Lineage: Eukaryota; Fungi; Mucoromycota; Mucoromycetes; Mucorales; Mucoraceae
Exons: 1
Coding region: 89-598 (169 amino acids)
Molecular function (GO): calcium ion binding
Source: RefSeq, a predicted model, not a curated record